GUUUUUGCGUUUAAAAUUCAACAGUCUGUAUGUAAAAUUAAUAACAGAGGAAUUAAAAUUAAGUUAACGAUCGAUCUUCAUAUUAACGAUCAGGCUGAUUCUUUUAAUGUGUUUUUGUCUGGAAUUUAGUUGAAUUGCUCUACUCAUGCUUAAUUUUCUUUAAAUUAUUUUUUGUGUGUGAAAAUUGUGAUUAAUUUUAUAAUUUUUGUGAUUAGGUUUGUUCGAUUUGAUGUGAUGGAUAUCGAUAAAAUUGAGUCGUAUUCGAAGGGGAAAACAAAAGUGGACGACUAUAACGCGUUGCAGCAACAAAUUGUUAAGGAUAGUUUAUCUUGUGAUAGUGGAGUUUCGGUUAGUGUGGAGGGAUCAGUUGAUAGUAAUGAUCAUAUGAAGGUUGACUUGAACAAUGUUAAUAGUUCCAAUUCUGAUAUUUCGUAUCGUGAUAAUGAUGAUGUGACUUUUGAUGGCGGUGAUGAUUACGCUGAUGAGGAUGAUGUUGAUGAGGAGGAUUGUGAGGAUGACGAUGAUUUUGAGUACUUAUAUGAAGAAGAAGAGGAUGAUUAUUUGGCUAUUCAGUCUCAAUUUGAUAAUGUGGAUCUUCCGACUGGAGUUGAGGCAUCAAUUGAUUGGCUGAAGGAACCUGCUACUUCCACGUCUGGUACAGGCAUUUUAACUGCUGCAGAUUCCUCUGAUGGCAAGCGGAAGUCUACUAUUCUUGAUGUUGUCGAAACAAAAAGGAAGGCAACUGAAGGUCAAGGAGCUACUACAUCGUGUAAUAGUGCAGCUACUGCAGAAUCAAGCUCUAAUAGUGAACCAGUUGGUAACAAUGAAAAUGUGAUCAUUCGAAAAUUUAAGAACUUUAAACAAUUUGAUACGGUGGAAGACGUCUCAGAUCAUCACUUUAGCAAAAUGGACUUGUCCAAUAAACAGUCCCCUAAUCCUAAGAAUUGGGCAAAGAUAAUUCAAGAGGAAUGGAAGAUUCUGGAGAAGGACCUACCUGAUACAAUAUCUGUUAGAGUAUAUGAAUCAAGGAUGGAUCUUUUGAGGGCUGUUAUAGUAGGACCUGCCGGUACUCCUUAUCACGAUGGCCUUUUUGUCUUCGACUGUCUCUUCCCAUCUACUUAUCCCAAUACAUCACCUACUGUGUAUUAUUAUUCUGGUGGACUUCGCUUAAAUCCAAAUUUAUAUGAAUGUGGGAAAGUUUGUCUUAGUCUAUUGGGGACAUGGAGCGGACAGCAAAAUGAGAUGUGGAUUCCAGGGACAUCAACAAUGCUUCAAGUAUUGGUAUCUAUUCAAGCUCUCAUUUUGAAUGCAAAACCCUUCUUCAACGAGCCCGGGCAUGAAUCAAGUUUUCAAGGUAAGAAUGGCGAUAGGCGAUCCAGGGAAUAUAGUGAGAAUGCGUUUAUCUUAUCUUUGAAGACAAUGAUGUACACAAUCCGACGACCACCUAAGUAUUUUGAAGACUAUGUCAUUGGUCACUUCCACAUCCGUGCUCAUGAUAUUCUGGUAGCAUGCAAAGCCUAUUUGGAUGGUGCUACAGUCGGUACUGUUACAGUUAGAGACGGAGUAGCUAUUAUCGAUGAAGCAGAAAGGAGUGGCUCUGAUGAUUUUAAAGUAACUCUAAAGAAGAUAUUAAAUUCUAUUAUCACAAACUUUACUAGAUUUGGGGAAAUAGAUUGCGAGAAGUUUCGGGUCCAUGACUGAAAAAUAACAGUGAACAAACUGACAGCAGAUGAAGAAGGGUGCGCUGGUGUCUCAAAGCCAACUGUAAGUAUGAUCAUCGUUUCUCAUCAAACAAUAACAGAUCUUACUGGAUUGCCAGUUUAAGAAUAAUUUUUGCUUUUUAAUUUUUUUAGAUUCUAGGGCGAUGUUGAUAUUACAGUGUUAAUGACUUGAGGGGUCGUAAAUUCUGCUUACUUUUAAAUAAAUUCUUUUGGCUGUCUUGUGUAUAUAUAUACCGGAAAAAAUUCAACAUAAACAGUAGAGAGUAUGCUUGUUUUUUGGUUUA
Messenger RNA from Mercurialis annua (annual mercury), 2005 nucleotides. RefSeq names its product putative ubiquitin-conjugating enzyme E2 38. The record is from RefSeq and is a predicted model, not a curated record. Gene Ontology annotation, molecular function: ubiquitin conjugating enzyme activity. The coding region runs from base 235 to 1701 and encodes 488 amino acids. The transcript is spliced from 6 exons. NCBI's taxonomy places the organism in Eukaryota, Viridiplantae, Streptophyta, Magnoliopsida, Malpighiales, Euphorbiaceae.